ACAGUUCUAGCUGAAGAAACAAACCGAUCUACAUGUGCUUCACUAUCCAUUGGAAGAAUGACAGAUGACAAAGAUGUACUUCGAGAUGUGUGGUUUGGACGAAUACCAACUUGUUUCACUCUGUAUCAGGAUGAGAUAACUGAAAGGGAAGCUGAACCUUACUAUUUGCUUUUGCCAAGGAUAAGCUACUUGACACUGGUAACAGAUAAAGUGAAGAAACACUUUCAGAAAGUUAUGAGACAAGAGGAAGUUAGUGAAAUAUGGUUUGAAUAUGAAGGUACACCACUGAAAUGGCAUUACCCAAUUGGUUUGCUGUUUGAUCUCCAUGCAUCAAAUACAGCCCUUCCUUGGAGCAUCACAGUGCAUUUCAAGAAUUUUCCAGAAAAGGAUCUUCUGCCCUGCCAUUCUAAGGAUGUGAUUGAAGCUCAUUUUAUGGCUUGUAUAAAAGAAGCAGAUGCUUUAAAGCACAAAAGUCAAGUCAUCAAUGAGAUGCAAAAAAAGGAUCAUAAGCAACUGUGGAUGGGAUUACAGAAUGAUAAAUUUGAGCAGUUUUGGGCAAUAAAUCGAAAACUCAUGGAGUAUCCUCCAGAAGAUAAUGGAUUUCGAUACAUCAUUUAGAAUAUUUAUCAGGCAACGACAGAGAGACCUUUUAUACAGAAGCUAUUUCGACCAAUUGCUUCAGGAGGACAGUUGCAUACUUUGGGAGAUCUGCUAAAAGAUGUGUGUCCUAGUGCUAUCACCCCUGAAGAUGGAGAGCAGAAGACUCAAGUGAUGAUUCAUGGAAUUGAGCCAAUGCUGGAAACACCCAUACAGUGGCUAAGCGAACAUAUGAGCUAUCCAGAUAAUUUUCUCCACAUUAGUAUCAUUCCCCGACCUACUGAUUGAAACUCAGCUAUACUGGUAUGAGGAUCAUUCUCAAGCUGGAAUUAUAAGGGCAUGUCAACUUCUUGCUUCUGUCAGUCCUGACAGAGGCAGCCUGACCAGAAAAAAAAACCAACGAAAAACCGAAACAAAACAAGAAGUCCUCACUGCUGCAAGCCAAACAGGAAGAGAGAUCCUAUCAUCAGAUAAGGGCAAUUGGGCUGGUCUUAUUUUGCAUCACCGCUGCUUUUCUUCACCACUGUAAUUAAAUCAGUUGCGAUAUGAAAGAAUUUACAGGAGCUCUGCAAGUCUGCUGUUUUCUUGUAAAAUACAAUGAAGCUGAAACUGUCAGCCGGAGAGCAAAUGGAAAUAUGCCACUUGAUUGUAUUUCUGAUUAACAAAUAAACAGGGCUGUUUCCUAAAGCGGUAGUGUUUCAACUUCGAGAGUGGAAACAUUGGUUUAAUUUUCUAGAAAGUUAGACACUGAGAGAUUCAGUUACCAAUAGCUUUUUGUAAAAGAUCAAAUUACUGUAAACCCAUCUUUCCUUAAUGAGAAGUUCAUGUUUACAGUAUGUGUAUUGGUAUGCAAAUGAUCUUUUAACUUUGAUAACAAGCAGUGAGAGAUUUUAAAGUAAACCCGUGAGCAUGUUUUGUCAUUUAAAAACAUGCACAACUUAAUAAUUUACAAAUACUUUUGAUUUGUAUGCCGUUACUGAAUACUCCAGUAUGUUUAUUAUUCAAACCAGUUUUCAUAGACUAGCAAUGAUGUAGGAUAACUUGUCUCAGGAUUUGUCAUGGCAUUUCUUUGUGCUCAUCUAACUUUUUUUCUGUAAGAAUAUUUUCUUAAUGUAGUUUAAAAAGUUUAAAAAAAAAAAAAAAGUAAACGGAUGUUGCAAA
Aptenodytes forsteri (emperor penguin) is the source of this 1758-nucleotide messenger RNA. It is a transcript of the gene ATG5, whose product is annotated as autophagy related 5. The record is from RefSeq and is a predicted model, not a curated record. The transcript has 7 exons. Gene Ontology annotation, cellular component: phagophore assembly site membrane; Atg12-Atg5-Atg16 complex; cytoplasm. Gene Ontology annotation, biological process: C-terminal protein lipidation; autophagosome assembly; autophagy of mitochondrion. NCBI's taxonomy places the organism in Eukaryota, Metazoa, Chordata, Aves, Sphenisciformes, Spheniscidae.